This is a messenger RNA of Branchiostoma belcheri (Belcher's lancelet), 2351 nucleotides long. RefSeq names its product ADP-ribosylation factor-like protein 3. Gene Ontology annotation, biological process: cilium assembly. Gene Ontology annotation, cellular component: microtubule cytoskeleton; cytoplasm. The transcript has 7 exons. The record is from RefSeq and is a predicted model, not a curated record. Gene Ontology annotation, molecular function: GTPase activity; GTP binding. NCBI's taxonomy places the organism in Eukaryota, Metazoa, Chordata, Leptocardii, Amphioxiformes, Branchiostomatidae. Bases 98 to 637 code for a protein of 179 amino acids.
AACCCUGCGUGAUGUUAAUAUCCCAUCAUUCACUGCGAUGUGACGUCAUUGGCAUAGUAACAUUACCGCUUGGAGGAAGCGCUAGAUCGUGAAAAAAAUGGGUCUUCUUGCCCUUCUGCGUAAGCUGAAGAGCAAUCCUGAGAAGGAGCUGAAAAUUCUUCUCCUCGGACUUGACAAUGCCGGCAAGACAACUCUACUAAAGCACUUAGCAUCAGAAGAUAUCUCCCAUAUCACCCCCACACAGGGCUUCAACAUCAAGAGUGUGCAAUCAUCAGGCUUCAGGCUCAAUGUGUGGGACAUUGGAGGUCAGAGAAAGAUCAGACCAUACUGGAAGAACUAUUUUGAGAACAUUGAUAUCCUGAUCUAUGUGAUAGACAGUGCAGAUCGCAAGCGGUUUGAGGAAACAGGAGAGGAACUGGCAGAGUUGUUAGAAGAAGACAAGUUGGCGGGUGUGCCCAUGCUCAUUUUCGCCAACAAGCAGGACCUGUUCAAUGCUGCGGCAGCCUCCGAGAUUUCCGAAGGCCUGGGACUGGGCUCGAUACGGCGUACGUGGCAGAUCCAGGCAUGUUCUGCCAUGUCUGGUGAGGGCGUGGAGGAGGGCAUGAAAUGGGUCAUACAGACGGUCAGCAAGAAGUGACAUGGCGGCUGUAUCAGCCCCUAACACAUCCUCACCUAAUGCAGGGAUCUCAAUCGACUGUAUGGCCUGUACAUGUACAUAUAAGUACCUAAUCCACAAGACUUCUGAAAGAAACUGUCUUCUCACAAUUUUUAUCCCUUGAAAAUGUACAGCUGAGUUAGGAAAUGGCAAGGCAUGGCCACAAUUUUUGGCUACUUAAUAUGUUCCAUUAUUAUAAAACAGCACACAUUCCAUGCUAUGUGGUCCUAUAACAAAUGUAUUUUGGUGAGUUGAUUUCUAGUACUUAAAUGUAAGGUUAGGAGGAGGCUUUAGUUGUGUUUGCAUUCCAUAUAUAGAUGGGAGAGGUAAGUUAAAAUUGUUUAGAAAAUGUAUUAGGGUAUGCCAGAAAAUACAAAAGAAGAAGAUAAGGAUUCAGAGAAGUAGUUAUGUUUUAAAGUACUGUAUUGCAGUUUGUAAGAACAAUGUUUUUGUGUCCUUCUCAUGACUGUAAUCUUUAUACAUGCCGUAUGAAGUAAUGUUCUGUGAAAGCUAAAGAGUGUUUGGAAUCACAUGGUCCCUUAUCUUAUAUAAGUUGGCAAAAUGUUAAGAUUGGCAGCUUGUAAUUAAAAAAAAACAAACAAUUUUCCUUAAUUUGAUAGAUGUGCUAUGCUUAUUAGAACAAAUGGCAUUUUGGGUGUGAAAUUUGGUCAGGUCACAAGACAACAUGUACUUGGUCACAUUUAGUCCUCUUUUCUCACUAAAGACCUUUUUUUGGAUACAGAGUAAAAUGUAGAAAUAAAGUGAUGUACAUCAUAGAUUAUCUGAGCAUGGGCAUUUUACAUUUCUUUUACACCCACCCCAUCCACUCCCUAAACAAAAUUCCUCAUACAUGUAUUUUACAUGUAUACUAGAACGUUGAUGGUUGGAAACAUUGAUUGUAAUUGGGAGCCUUUCAAAUUACCUUGAAGCAUUAUACUAGUAGAUAAUGGUUGGACUACAAAUUCUCCAGAUUUAACUGUAAAACUUUUCAAACAGGGCAGUAAGCAUGGCAAGCCACAGUACUUGAAUGUUCAGUUCAGAGAUUGUUCAGUACCAACUGCAGUGAUUUUGAAUGUGUACAAGAAAUGCAAUGUGAGUGACUAUGCAUCUAUACACUGUAUUGGUUCUGGCACCAUCCACAUACAAUUUAUAUAUUCCAUGCACUGUAUUGAAAUGUGAACUUCAAGGUGGUGGGUGGUGUGGUGGAUAUUGUAUUGUGCAGUUGGAAAGAGAAAUUUCCUUCUGAAGACACAGUGCCUUGCCAUAUAGCUGGAUUACUGGACUUGUGGUAUGUAAUUGUGGCCACCAAUAGCAACAGAAGAGGUGAAAAUAGUUAAAAUGGCCCAUUUGACCAACAGCUGAUGUUACUUGUACUUUAAGUGACAGCCACCAGACCUAGAUGGCUUUAUGCCCAGUACAGGUACAUGAAACUAUUUCAGACUUUCAAAGAGUUGGGUAUUAGACACUAAUACUGUCAAGCUCCAAAUAAAAAUGUCUCUCGUGUGUUCUAGUGAAAAAAACUGAUGUAACAGUUGUAAAGUUUUAAAGCAGAAAUGGAACAUAUGUCAUCAAAUGAUUUUGUGAUAGAUUUGUCCCUUUUUGUUGGUUUAAUAUGAUUUGUGAGAGACAUCAUUCCUUUUUGUGAAAUAGGUUUUGCCAGUUUGCAUAAAUGAAAUAAAGAUACAACAAGCGUGGG